This is a messenger RNA of Physella acuta, 9550 nucleotides long. RefSeq names its product epithelial splicing regulatory protein 1-like. Gene Ontology annotation, molecular function: RNA binding. The record is from RefSeq and is a predicted model, not a curated record. Lineage: Eukaryota; Metazoa; Mollusca; Gastropoda; Physidae.
AUGCCUGAAAGAAACCCUGCCAGCGCCUCGCCCCAGUGCAUUCCCCCAUUCGACAGGUUUCUCAGCGCCAAGGGCGUUCACCCCGAGCACGGGGGCCGCUCCUUCUGUCUGCUGACCGAUGGUCAAGCCCACCUGCGCCAGUGCAUCCACCACGAGUGCUGCAAGAAGAACAUCCCCCUGUCCAGCUACUUCUACAAGUUCUUCGACCUGAGGAAAGAGUUCAAGAAGUUCUACAAGACGGAGCCCAUGCCAUGCUUGAAGACGAUGAUUGAUUACCUGGCCCUGGAAGAAGAUGGUUCCGUGGAGUAUGGCGUCAGACAGUGCCAGCAGAUGGCCAAGAUCCUCACCAGACUGGUCAACGAUGGUCAUACUUUUGGGGAGCCAGAAAUCAUCAACGAAAGACUGGAAGGUGGAAUAUGUAGUAAAAGUGAAUACGUGAGUGAUGGCCUUGUAGUUAGAGCAAGAGGACUACCCUGGCAGUCUUCAGAUCAAGAUAUAGCCAGAUUUUUUAAAGGCUUAAAUAUUGCCAAGGGCGGAGUAGCCCUGUGCCUGAGCCCACAAGGCAGAAGAAAUGGUGAGGCCCUGAUAAGAUUUGAAUCAGAAGAACACCGAGACUUAGCCUUGAAAAGACACAAACAUCACAUUGGUCAACGAUAUAUUGAAGUGUAUAAAGCUUCAGGAAAAGAUUUUAUCAAUGUAGCAGGAGGUAACAACUCUGAGGCUCAAGCUUUCCUGUCACGCGGUGGUCAGACCAUCAUCAGGAUGAGAGGCUUGCCGUUUACCUCCACCACCCAGCAAGUUUUGGAGUUUUUUACCCGUGAGCCCAACUCUUCCCAAGUUUUAGAUGGGGAGGAGGGAAUCCUCUUUGUUCACUACCCAGAUGGGCGCAGCACUGGCGAUGCUUUUGUUCUCUUCGCUACAGAAGAAGAAUCUGCCAAAGCCUUGAAGAAACACAGGGAAAUGAUGGGGUCCAGAUACAUCGAGUUGUUUAAAAGUACAACAGCUGAGGUCCAGCAGGUGCUCAAUAGAAGUAUGGAUCCACGCAACCCAGAACAACCAGAGAGUCAGCUGACUCCCUUAAUUGCACAGAUACCAGCAGGCAUUCCCAUCAUCCCUCAGAGUCUCAUCACAAGUGGCACUCGCAGGGAUUGUAUCCGACUCCGGAACCUGCCCAGUGCAGCUCAAGUCACAGAUAUACUCACAUUCCUUGGGGAGUUUUCCCAGUUUAUUAUUUAUCAAGGUGUACAUAUGGUUUACACUGCAACAGGUGAGGCAUCAGGAGAGGCCUUUAUACAGCUGGAUUCUGAAGAUGCUGCCACUCUGACUGCUUUAAACAGAAACAGGCGGCACAUGAUCUUUGCAAACAAGAAGCGUCUGAUUGAAGUCAUUCAGUGCAGCGGAGAGGACAUGAGCUAUGUUUUAACUAAUGGGAUGCCCCAAAUGUCCAUCACAGUGCCCUCUGCCCUCUCUGCUCCUGCAAUGCCUCCUCCAUCACCGCUAACACUACAGAGACCCAUCUUGUCACCAGUGACACCACAGACCAUCAUGACUUCAACAGCCCUAACAACAGCGGGGACCUUCCCCUACAUGUCACUCACACAGCCGAUCCCGGCCGCCUUCACCCCCACUGUGGCGCCUAUUCAGCAGAGGCCAGCCUACUACCCGCCAAUCCUCUACUGGUACCCGAGCCCUCCAGUGUCACCUCCUACACCACAAACUCCUGCCAUUACUUACUAUACCACCACCACAACAAACACUGCAGUGGGGCCGUACACCGGCCCAUGCAUGAUCAUAAUGAGAGGCUUGCCCAUUAAUGUAACAGUUCAGGAUAUAAUGAAUUAUUUUCAGGGUUUUCCUGAGGUAGGACCAGAGACAAUCAGCAUUCAAACAAAUUUGGAAGGCAGGCCAAACGGAGAUGCCUUAAUCUCAUUUGCAUCCAGAUUAGAAGCUGAACGAGCUAUUGUGGAGAAAAACAGACGACACCUAGGAAACAGAUUUAUUGAGUUGUUCAUGGCUUAGCAUCAUUAAGAUUUUACUAUGGAAAUAUUUAUAUCGCUUCAAAUAUACAUUUUUUUCUAGAAUAUUAUCGACAAAAAGAUCAGAAAUUUCUGAAAAAAUAACUAGAAAAUCAAUAAAAUUAUUCAGGUUUAGAAAACUUUAUUUUAAAAGUUGUAAAGAAUCUUUACUUGGGUUAAUAAAUAGUUUAUAAAUGUUAGGUUCAAAUAAUAUUCUAAAUUACAUGAUAAUUGUAACCGUUUUAUUCAAAGUUACUCAAUGAGCUCAUGCCAUUUUUAAUUUCUCUCGUAAGAGUUUCAGUUCUUACCAGCAGGUUGACAAAUUAUUUAUUUUUUCAAUGUUGAAAAAAAAACUUUAUCACUUCUUUAAUCUAAGCAAUUUUGCUUUUAGAAUGAUCUUUAUUCCAUGAACUUUUAGUAUUUUGUUGAGAAAAUUUUUUCUUAAAGUGCCUGAACAUUUGAUAUUAUUUAAGUGCUUUAAGUAACGCAUUUUUUAAAAAUUUGAUUUUAUUCAAAGAGAUGACUCUUAGCUGGGCACCAUUUGCCUAUAAUGAGCUGCUUGGGCCUAUAGCUGAGUGCCUUAUGCCUCUGAGAGCCACUUGUGCCUCUAGCUGAGUGCUUUAUGCCUCUAGAAUCCUUUGCAACUUCUGUUUAAAGCUAAAUAGCUUGCCGUUGUCUGAAGAUUUACACUAUUGCAUUUAAAUUGUUUAUUCUACUCAUGAUGGCUUUUUCUUCCAUUCAAUAGCAAAACUCAUAUUAAAGCCAUAAUAUGUUAACAUUGCUUAAACUCUUGAAAGUAUCAGUUAGUAUGACAUUAUUACAUAUUUUAGUUAAUGUAAUGCAAUAAGUUUUAAAGUACUGUGUUCUGUAAAGCAAUAAUUUGUUAUAAGCAAUUAGUAAAUUCCUGAAGGAAUUUUGCAAUUUAUACUUAAUAACUAACAGUACCAUAGGUGCCUUUUAUUGAGUGGAGCAUUGACAAGAAUCAAUAGCAACGAAUGAAAAUUUAAAAACCAAUUUUGAAAUCUAGCAGUUGUAUUUACAACUGUCACUUAUUAAAAAUCAUCUUUUUUUAGAAUGAUUCCAUUCUAAACAAUAGAAAAAUAUGACAAGAAUUGCUCCAGCUGUACAUUUUCUUGAAAAUGAAAUUAAGAAUAUACUGUAUAAAAACCUUUAAAUUUGAUGUGAUCUUUUUGUAUCAUGUGCAAUGUUUAAAGUGUGGGGUAUUUAUAAAACAAAAAAUUAUUAACAAAGCCAUAAAAAAGGUAAUUAAAUGAAAUUGCUAAAAAAAAAUUUAAGUUUGAUAUAUUUUCCAUAUGCUGGAAAUAGUCUAAUAACUUCAACUGGCUAUAGUUUACUUUUAACUUUAUGAAAUACAUAUUUUAAAAUUUCCCUAUAUAUUUUUUUAAAGAUUUGAACUGUUUUAAUGAUCAAUAUUUUCAUGAUCGUAGCAACAUUCCUUUAUUUACUAGAUCUAUAUACAUUUCAGAAAGUUGUUGUAAAUAAAUUUACGAUUGGACCUGUUAAUAAUAUUAAAACUUUGUACAGUUAUUUUAUUUUUUAAUACUGUCAUGUAUUAAUAUUGAUCAUGUAAGUUGGAUAUUUAAUAAAGGUAAAUUCUUUAUUUUUUUCCAAACUUAUGAAGAAAAUGGUAUAUUCACCUAAGGUGCCUUAUUAUUGUAUAAAAUGAAAUGGAAGUGUAUUUGCAUGAAAUAUGUAUUUUAAAUUAUAAAAAGAUUAUUUUUAAUUAAUUUUAAUUUAAAAUUGCUUUAUAUCAUGUGCACAUAAAAAAUUACACAUUUUAACAGUUUAACCAGAUCUCUUUAAAAAGAAAAUUUAAAAAAUCAACAUACUGCUGAAGCAUGUGAUAAAUUGUCUGUCUGCAAUAAAUGCUCACCAUUGUUUUAAAGCAAACUUUUUACCAUUUUUAUUUGAAUGGCAAGCAGCUAUUUAAUGUUUACCUAAUAAAUGAAGAAGAAAGAUUUUUUUUAAUGAAAAGUGUGUACACUCCUUAUUAAUUCUUGCUGUCGUUUUUCCUUGCAGCUUAGUGUAUGGCUAUCUAAAUUUUCUUAGACUAAAGAAGACAGUAAUCAUUAGAUUGUUUGUAUGGACUAUUCUAAACUCAGCCAAACAAUAAAUGUUAUUCAUAGUUUAGUAUCACUCACGUUUUAGAUAUUAGGACUUGCCUAACAUACAACUGUUGUUAACGCUAUAUUUUAAUUGUAGAGUAACAACUUUAACCAUCAUUAAUUUUCAUUAAAACAAACCACAAUGUUCAUGUUUUAUUUACUGCUGCACUCAUUCCAUGUGAUUAUGGCUAGUUAUUUUUAUAAUCACAUAUUGUUUAUAGAAUUGUAAUUCUUAUCAUAUUGAAAAUGUAUAAAAAAUGUUACAUGCUUAAUUUUAUAAAGUAUAAUUAUGAACUAAAAUAUUUCAGCAAUGAGGUUUUAGAAUCAUUCCAAUAAAAAAGUACUUUUUUUUAUCUUUCAGGAAUUGUGGUUUAGAUAAUUUUAGAAAACUUUAAAAAAAUAUUUUUUUAAUGAAUCAGAAAUAUAUUUUGAUUCAAAAUAUUAUCUGAAUGAAACAUUAAUUACCUUACACAAAAUAUGUAAUGUUUUAAUUUGUAUUUUUAAGUAAGGCAUUACAUAAUCAAAAGGAUCAAGUUCAUAAAAAAAAAUUCAGAUACUAAGAUGAUACAUAUUUUACAUUACUAUAAAAGCUUGUUUUUAUUGUCUUUAUAUUAUUUAAAGAAAAAGAAUUUCUAUUAUUUUUCUAUGUAAAUACCAUGUCAUUUUAUAACUAAUGCAUUUCAACAAAAAAUUGUAGAUUUGCAAAUGAGUUGUAAAAUAGUUAUUAUUCUUAAUAUAUUACUUGGUUAAUCUAGUCAAAUGUUUCUUGGUAUAACCAGUUGUGUUGAGCCUUAAAGACGAUGCACUGCUUUCUUGACAAAUGUACACACAAUAGACACCAUAAAAAUGUUUUAUUUUAUUUCUUUUUACUCAGCCUCAUCUUGGUUGUGAAAUUAUCAUAAAAAGCUGACAGAAAUACUUAUUCUUGUAUUUGUUUUUAAGCUAGUGAAAUCAUUGAAAUCAUGUAUUGAAAAUUGAAAAUCUUUAAUUGCUCAUAAAGGACAGGUUUUUUUUUUUAGAUCAGUGCAGCAAAAAAUCCUUUUAAGCGAAUCUGUAAAUAAAAACAUAUCAUGAAUUUUUUUUUUUACUAAAAUGUUUGUUGUUUUCAAGAUCACAUUCCAGCACAUCUCCCUCAACUGGAGCGUAUCUGACUUCAUUCUGUUAUUAUAUCAUUGUAUUAUUUAUUCAUUAUUUACUUUUCUAUUGAAAUUUAAUCUGUCCUCUUGAUACAAUUUUAUUCUUCGGUUACUAAUUUUAUUUUCAUUUUCUUAAAAAGUUUUUUAAAAUUUUAAUUUAACAAUCCUUAAUAAUAAUUUUUCAUCCCUCUUUUUUUUUUUCCUUGCUAAAGCUAGUUUUUUUUUUCAAUCAAAUUAUGUCAAGAAGUUUAUCAAACUAUGAUGAAAGAAGAUUGACUUUACAUGCUCACAAUAUAUAGCCUUCAGAUAUUACUCUGUGAAAUUUCUUGUUUAGCCAGUUUUAAUGCUGUCACCAUGUCUAGCCUUGAGUUUUCUACAUGGUGUUCAGUAUUCUGACACUGUUAGGCUUAUUGCCAACAACCAUUGUGCAUUAAAACUAUAGGGUGUUGUUCUUUUAUUCAGAGCUUGUGCAUUUCCUAUUCAGGUAGGGAUAAAAUAGCACUGAUCUAGCUAGCCAUUGAUUUAAAGGCUUAAUUCAAUCUAACUUUACAAAAAUAACUGUCUUUGGAUCUGACUGCUAUUUUUUUUUUAAAGACCAUACACUAUCUUAAAUUUGAUAUUAUGUAAUAUCAUACAUGAAUGUUAAAAUUUUCAUUUUCUUACCUCCCCUUUUUAGAUAUGUACAACUUCCAAUUUUGUGUGCCUUAUUUAUAAAGCUGCUACAUUUCAUUUUAAAUGUUUUAAAAUUUUGCAUUAUAUUAAUCUAAUAUCAAUUCAUUGAAUUAUCACUCAUGUAUAAAUUUAAGUAACUUUUUUUUUCAAGAAAUGAAUGCUUGUUAUUGAAAAGUCUGGUCAGUCAUUGUAGAAAUCUCAGUUCAAGCAGUCAAAAAGUGUUUUCUGUCUCAUUGUUUCAAAGGCCUGGCUGGCUUACUGGCUUGUUCAAUUAAUUUUGCAAUAAUUUGGUGCUGGGUUUAACUGUGUCCAAAAGCAGUGCUCCACAAACUUCUAAAAAUAACACAUACUGUGCCUGAAUUAAUUAAAAGCUAUAAUAAUAAUGGAAUACCUUAAUUAUGAUGAUUUAAUAAAAUUGUAUAAUUUAAUAUUUAUUUUAAAUGAGCAUUAAUAGCCUGAAACAGCUGGAAUAAUAUCAGUGCUGACUGCUGCUUUUGGAUACUAAGCCAUUUGAAGCCAUCAUAGUUUUCUGUAUUUCUGGCAAAGCUUUUGAAUGAAAAAAUAAUUUCUUAAAUAGAUGAAUUUUUUUGUGGGUUGUAACAUACCAUUAUUUUAAUGUAUGGAACUUUGUGGGUUGCAAAUCUGAUUUUUUUUUUUCUUAAACUUUUCUUUACAUUAACAUGUUCUGCUCAUGAUAACAAAAACAGACAGAUCUAAGAUGGAAUGUUGCAUGUAAUUUAACACUAUGCAAUUUGCAGAAUAAAAGACAUUUUCAUUUAUUUUUGAUUUGGUGGUGGUGCUUUAUUUACCUUGUGUUAUUUCAUUUUCUUCCUAACAUACCUUUCUCUUCAAACAUGUGUAUUAUUUCUAGUGUUGCCAGGUAGGCCAGAGUUGAUUUUAUACACUACUAAAAAUUACUUCUAAUUAACAUACUGGGCUGUGACUACCUUGCAAGCACUUGGUGUGGGAUACUAAACUUUCUUUUAAAUAUAUCUUCUUGUAUUUAAUAUAUAUUAGCUGCUCCCUACAAAUAAUACAAAAGGGAUGUAAUCAGUGCAGUUCCUGCACAUGUCUAGGCAUUAUUUAUCAUUAUUUAAAAUAUUUAUUAAAUUUAACUUGUGUGUAUGAAUGCAAUAUUGAUAAUAAUACUCCUUGUGAAAGCGUGUUAUUAUAUAAAAUAAACAGGAUCUUUUAAAAUUGACGGUUACUAUAGUAAACCUAAUACAUAAACCUGUAAUUAUUUUUAUAGGAAACAUUUCAACACUUAAUUAAAAACCGGUUCAAAUCUUAAAAAUGAUUCCACCAUGACUCUACUUAAAAAUCAAUAUUAUUAUAAGUACUAACUUAAAAAGUAAACUUAUAGGCCUACAUAACUUCUUUUAAUGAAUGCAUUUUAAAAUAAUUGACACAGACUACAGAUUAAGUGGGAAAAUUUAAUUGAAAGAAAUAGGAUAGACCUAGAUCUAUAUUUUAAAAAACUACCCAAAAAUAGCAAAAUAACACAUCUUAUUAGCAAUGUGUACAGUGUACAGUAUUCUUGUGUAAAAAAAUUAUACAUCAUGUUUUAAAAUUGCAAAUAACCACAUUAAGAAGAUGCAUCUAGCCUCUCUUUAGGGUUGUGUAAUUACUUUGUAAAUGAAUAGUAGAUAUAUUUCAUUUUAACAUAAUAUAUGUAAAUUAAUUCAUUAUAUUGCAUUCAACUUUGAUUCACUCACUGUGUCAUCAGUUUAUAAUUUAUUUAUACCAGUUACACUGGAGUUUUUCUUUGGUAUCACAUGUGCCUUUAAUAGGUUUUAAGCUAAUACACUUUAGCUCUUAACAAGCCUUAAAUCAGGUGCUACAAAGUACAUUUUUAUUGCAUAAGCAGUCAAAAAAGAAAUUGAUGUAGGCUUAUGCGAAAUCUACAAUUAUUCACUUUCCUAAGUAACUAUUCAAAGCAUUUUAUUUUAAAAAGAAAAAUCAGGAUAGUUUGAUAUAAAUUUAAAAAGUGUUUAAGGCUAUUGAAUAAUAUUUUUAAAAUAUAUUUUUAAAUUUUAUAUCUGUUUUAAAAUUAUUUUUUUAAUCUAAAAGAUAGUUAUAUCAAACAAAUAUUUUUGUGACAAUAUAAUCUUUAUAAUCGAUUUCUGUAAAUUUUUAAGAAUACAAAUUUAUUUUAUAAAUGUAAGAUAUUCAACUAUAAGUACUCUUACAAAGUUUAUUUAUCCCUACGUUUGAAUAAAAUUAACAUAUGUGAAAUAAUAUAGGAAAAAGGUUCUAAUAAAAUAAAAAAACAAAAUUUAAAUCUUGUAAAAACAUGCACCAAUACCAAUCACACUAAACUAAAUUCAGUGAUGGACCAUCCUCUGUGUUAACUGAUUAAACUUCGGUAAUUUUAUUUUUAAAUUGUCUGUAACUUGUACUAUUAUAACCAAUGAGGACUAGUUUCAGUGUGGUUAGAAAUGAAAAUUUAUAGGGUUUUGUUUUUCAAAUAAAGAUAUCUACCUGAUCUUUCUAUAUUUCAGCAAUUUUAAGUAUUUAAAAUGUAUUUAUACAGCUAUAUUGCAACAUGCAGCAUAUGCACAAGUGUUAUGUAUUUUAACAUUACCUGUUGUAUGUCUCAAGUAUGCUAAAAUAAGCUUUUUUCCUAGUCAUUUUGUUGCUAAAAGGCCUCACCUUUAAUAUUUUUUGUUUAAUUAUAACUAGAUCUAUACCUAUAAUAGUUUGUUAAAGCAAUUCAGUUAUUGCUGUUGUACAUACAUUAUUUGUGUCAUCACCACAUGAAUUAGAGAAAAAGUAAUUACAAGACAAGACAAAAUACUUUUUUAAAUUUAAUUUUGGAUGUAGCCUCAUUUGCAAUGAUGAGUGUGUAAAGGAAAUCAAGCUUACCUGUAUCUUAGUUAAAUGAAUUAUUUAUUAAAGAUAGCCAUAUUGAAUAUAUUUUUAUUGUAAAAAAAAAGUAAUAUCUAGUCCAGUUACAUAGCAAUGUAAGCAUUUAAAAAAAAUUAUUUAUUUAUCUUUUUUGUUUUACAUUCUGAUUUAGAAAUUAAUGGAGUGUGAUCUCUAUUUUCAAAACAAAUAUAUUUUAUAGACUAUGUCCUUUUAAUGAUAUCCUAUUGUAUAUUCCGUUCACUAUUAAUCACAUCAAGAUAUCCAUGACAGACAAAAAUAAGCUUUUCUCCUGUUAUAGUUUUUUUUUAAUUAUUCAUCCACUUCUAAUUUAUUAUGAUUUGCCUUUUCUCCUUUCAUUUUACUCACUUGUUACUAGAACCAUUAAAUCAAGAUGAAAAAUAAGUAUUAUAAUUAGUUACAUUUAUUCAUUGAAAAACAAAAAAAUCAUGCUUCAAUUACUGUAUUUAAAGGUACUACAAAAUCAACAAGUACUUUACAUUCAGUUAAUAAAUCUAAUAUUGAUUGCCUGAGUUAUAUACUGAAUGCCCCUAAUUUUGUUGUUAAGCAUACAGACUUUUACAUAAGAUCUGACAAAUUCUUAAUUGAUUCCUUUAUUUUUAGGCAUGCUCAUCCACUGCAUUUAGUUUAUUAAAAUAAAACAGCAAUGUUUGCCAAGAGUUCUAUGUCUCAACUCAAUAUCUACACUGCCUUAAUAAAUAAAGUAGUGCCACAC